AUGAGCUAGCUUACAAUGGAACAAUUAUAACAAGCGUAUGGUGGAUUAACUUUAAACACCAUGGAUCACAAAAUAUAUCCAGAUUAGAAAGAGUUAUCUAGAGGUCCAGGAACCGCUUGCUUUCUUAGAUAUAAUAAAGAAAAUCCUAAUAUCAAACCAUUCGUUUAUAAAUACGCAGAUUUUAAAUCUGAAGAAGAAGGAGCCAGAAUUAGAUAAGAAGCAAAUUAUGGAAUUCCCUUAAUUAAUAGAGAAAAGUAUACUUAAAAGGUUAUUGAUUACGUCAUUGGUAAAAACACUUUUCAAGGCUUUUAUGAAUACAUAGAAGGAGAAAGUUUGUUUGACUACAGAGAAAGAAGAAAAGCUGAGUCAAAUCCGAUAUUAUAUUAAGAAGCCGCAGCACUAACAUUAGAAAUAUGGAAAAUAUUAGAGCCUUUGCAUGCAAGAAAUGUUAGUCAUAAGAACAUUAAACCUACAAAUAUUAUUAGGAAAAAGUCGAAUGGCAGGUUAUACUUAGGGGAUUUUAGCUUUGGUAACAUCCUUUAUGGUAAAAUGCAUUUUGGUAUAAAAUUUAAUGAGUAAAUGGCUUUGUACAAUUUAUGCUUUGAUGCAGAUGGUAUGAAUGAAUCUACAAUUGGUCUUAGACUAGAUGGAUAUAGUUUAGUUAUGCUUUUCUGUUCACUUUUAGGUAAAAAACUCUGCUUAGGAUAGUUUAACAAAGGAAAUCCAACAAAUUUUAUCAACAUGUCAGGCCUUAAUCCUCCAGUUCCUGAUGUGGUAAUAGAUAACAUCAAGUUUUUAUCAAUAGGAGAUGCAUUUGGAAACAGAUAACCUUUAACAGAAGUUAUUAGAAUAUUGAGCAUGUGGUCUAACUCUGAAGCAUAAAUAUUCAAAUAAAUAUAGUAUUAAGUAUCAGAUGAAAUUAAAGCAAUAGCAAAUUUAGAAAUAAUGCCUGAUAAAGUAAUUAUGAUCCAUCCGUGUUCAAAUAUUUCUGAUGAGCAAUUCUUUAGUUAUAUGACUUGCUUAUAUAACAAAUAGAGAUAACCUUACAAAAAAAUUAAUAUACACUUUGGAGGGAAUAUGAUAACUCAGCACUCAUUUUUUAGAAUGGUUGAUGCGUUAGAAAAUUUAAAUACUUCAAAUUUGAAAAAUUUAUCUAUCUAAAUGAAUUACAAUAAUUUACAAAAUAUUUACAAUUUUGUAAUUAAGUUCAAGCAGCUUAAACUUCCUUGUCUUGAGAAGCUAUCAAUAGGAUUCAACUCCUGUUAAAUUUAUUCAGAAAAUAUUUUGUUCUUCAUUGAUUCAGUGUUAAAUUAAGACUUUUAAAAUCUCAAAAAACUAUUCCUUGAUUUCAGAGGAAAUUGCAACACUUCAGAAAAUGAAUAAAUACUCGACACUUUUUCUAAGCUAAGACAGAAGUAUAAGUAAAAGAUAAACUCAAAAGAUCCUAAAAAUAGAGAAAGAUUUAUAGUUAAAUUCUCAUAAGAUAUAGUCUCAUGA
Tetrahymena thermophila SB210 is the source of this 1497-nucleotide messenger RNA. RefSeq names its product kinase domain protein. NCBI's taxonomy places the organism in Eukaryota, Ciliophora, Oligohymenophorea, Hymenostomatida, Tetrahymenidae. Gene Ontology annotation, biological process: protein phosphorylation. Gene Ontology annotation, molecular function: protein kinase activity; ATP binding. The record is from RefSeq and is a predicted model, not a curated record. The transcript is spliced from 8 exons.